AUGCAAUUUGUCCGCUCUUUCAUGUUAAACGGAACCUCUGUCCGCACCCCCUUCAUGACCAGCAGGCAAAUGCAAUUUGUCCGCUCUUUCGACGGCUUCCAAGUUCUGAAGCUGUCUUACCAGCAAGGCAGCGACACGCGUAGAUUCUCCAUGUACAUCUAUCUUCCAGAUGCCCAAGACGGCCUGCCAUCUCUCACCGAGAGAAUCUGCUCCGGGCUCGGGUUCAUAGACAGCCAUCUCCCUUCCAAUGCAGUGACUCUUGAUGAAUUCCGCAUACCUAGGUUUAAGAUAGGUUUCAAGUUUGAGGCUUCUAGCGUUAUGGAGAAAUUGGGAGUGGUGGAUGUUUUCAAAAGGGGUGGUCUGUCUGAGAUGGUGGUGGAGAAUGGAGAGGCUCUGGGGGUUAACAGAAUACUGCACAAGGCGUUUGUGGAGGUGAACGAGGAGGGCACAGAGGCCGCGGCUGUGACAGUAGGCAAAGCAUUGAAGUGUGCGAGGCAGCAGAAGCCUAAGCUGAUGUUCGUGGACCAUCCUUUCCUCUUCACUAUAAGAGAGGAUACGAGUGGGCUGCUGCUCUUCGUCGGCCAGAUGCUCGACCUGUCAUCUUAA
Molecule: messenger RNA, 606 nt
Organism: Salvia splendens (bonfire salvia)
Lineage: Eukaryota; Viridiplantae; Streptophyta; Magnoliopsida; Lamiales; Lamiaceae
Product: serpin-Z10
Exons: 1
Coding region: 1-606 (201 amino acids)
Molecular function (GO): serine-type endopeptidase inhibitor activity
Source: RefSeq, a predicted model, not a curated record